AUGGAGGAUCGAUCAUCACCAUGGGAUGCUUUGGAGGGCGAUGAUUGCGACGAAAGGAAACCGCCAAUGCUGAAAGCUUCAAGCGGUCGCGGCGACAGAGAAAUGGAUGACGAUCGGCCCUACGCAAUGCUUCUUCAAGAAAACACGGACCUGAAGAAAGAAAAGAAACUACUAGAAGCUGAAAAAUUCCAACUUGUGCUGGAUUGCGACGAGGUGAAGGUAGAAUUCCAGCAAUUCGUCAACAAUAUUCAUCCUCUUCGCGAUUGUCAACAGGGUCCCGAUGUUGGGGAACCUUUAAUGCCGUAUGAAAUCGCGGCUUUCAAGCGCGAUCCGGUGAAGUUUGCUGAUUUGAAUCCAGAGCUGCGGGAACCGCUUGUGCGAGAAACAAAAUGGAGAAUCGAGGAUGCAAAAUUGCGCGGGCACGCUUUAAGUUUUCUUCAGGACAAACGCGAAGAUAAAAACAAGGGCCCAGAAUUUGAACCAGAAGCUCGAAAACUGGCAGAGAAGAUGAUACGAGCAAGUUUUGAGGCGCACAAGGACUUUGUUCCGACUAGAGACGAGCCGAAGCCACUGCCGAACACUCCCGUGAUCGCUUCCUGCACGCUUCCGCUCGAGUCCGGAGAAACGCAUUUUACCAUAACGUUGACCGAUGACAUAAGGGCCUUGGAAAGAGGAUUUGAAGAAGUCAGGAUUGAACGGGAAAUGAUCGUGGUCGUGAAGGAAGAAGAUGGUCAAUACAACGAAGUCGAAAGUGCCGAUGAAGGAUUCGAAGACAAAGAUGCUGCUUUGUUCGGACGCCAAGAGGAUCCAUGGAGGGGACAAGUGCAGACGGGCCGUUUUUCGUACGGAGCACAAACGGAGACUGGUCGUGGGGGUUCACGAGGAAGAGUACGCGAGCGUGGUCGUGGCCCAAGCCGAGGAGGUGCACGGCGAAAGAACACAAAAGACAUCGGAUUUACUCUACCCGACUACAUAAGCAAGAGCGUGGAAGAACAUGGCCGAUCGACGGCACCGAAGCGCGCACGGUAUGGAACUGCAACCACGGUCGAUCUUGCACGCGUCACUCACUCACCCAUCGAUGCGCACUUCGGCGAUCUACAAGUCCGCUAUCGUGAAGCUGGUCCUAAAACGCGUGCCUCGACGGUGUAUAAGUCAUUGCAAUCAACGCAUCAGUCAGAAUUAGCACAAAUCAAACGAAAGAGAAGGCACUUGACUAGCAUUCAGACAUCUCAAGGAAGCGCCAGUGUCGGGCUGAUGAAUCAAAUCACCAGCGCUCAACAAUCAGAAGAAUCAACAAGUGAGACGAUGGGGAAUGUAAAGGAGGAGGCUGCCGGAAAUGGAAAG
Mesorhabditis belari is the source of this 1344-nucleotide messenger RNA. The record is from the annotation of a GenBank genome assembly. Lineage: Eukaryota; Metazoa; Nematoda; Chromadorea; Rhabditida; Rhabditidae.